Molecule: messenger RNA, 3610 nt
Organism: Microplitis mediator
Lineage: Eukaryota; Metazoa; Arthropoda; Insecta; Hymenoptera; Braconidae
Product: rho GTPase-activating protein 11A-like
Exons: 3
Coding region: 84-3308 (1074 amino acids)
Biological process (GO): signal transduction
Source: RefSeq, a predicted model, not a curated record
UGGCUGUUGUGUAAAAACAUCAGCAACACAAAUACACACGCGCAAAGCUAAAGUUUUAAAAAGUUGAUUUAUAAUAUUAAAAAAUGUUAAUAUACGAUGUUUCGGACAAAGAUAAAGUGAUAAAUUCAAUCACAAGUCAAUUACGUAAUUUAGGAAUAAAAUCACGUAUUAAAAGACAUGUCAAAAAAAAUGAUAAUGAUGAUAAACAGUGUGAGAAAUUAAAAAAAGUUUUCAAUGUGCCGUUGCAGAAUCAACCGUUGGAUGUUGUACAAUUGUCGUCUGGAGCAAUUGUACAAGUACCGAUAUUUGUAAAACAUGCUAUUGUUUUUAUUGAAAAACAUGUUAAUCAAGAAGGUUUAUUUAGAAAAGCUGGAUCCCAAGCCCGGCAAAAAGAAUUGAUAUCAAGAUUAGAUAAUGGAAAUGAAUUAGGAGAAAAAUAUCAUCCACUUGAUGUUGCUAAUUGUCUUAAAAAAUAUUUCCGCGAUCUUCCAGAGCCAAUUAUUCCAUAUGAUUACCAUGAGAUAUUUAUACGAUGUGUUAUGUUAAAAUGCUCCAAAGUUGAAGCAAUACUCAUGGCUUGUAUGUUAUUGCCGUCUCUUCAUUUAAAUACUCUAGCUUUUUUUAUGGAUUUUUUAAAAAAUGUAUCACAGCAUGAGUGCGAUAACAAAAUGUCUAGUGAUAACUUGGCUAAAGUAAUUGGACCGAAUAUUAUGCCCUUACGUGAAACAACGAUGACUGCUAUGCAAACAAGACUUGAAGCCCAUCUUUUUAUUGUCAAGAUUUUAAUUGAGAAUGCUCGAUGCAUUGGUGUUUUACCAAAGAAUUUAAUUGAUGAACAUCAGAAAGAAAGUUAUUGUAUGGAUAUUGAUAUUGAUCGUACUAUUGAAGAUCGUUUGAAGGAAAAGAAAAAGAAACAUCGGAGUGGAAGUCUUACUCGAAUGCUAAAUGGACUAAAAAAAAUAGUUGGCAAGAAUGGAUCGCCUGAGGCUAUUGGUCCGUCGAGUGGAAACCAUUUGAAAGCUUUGACUCAUGAAUCGUCUCAAAUUUCGCCCAACAAAGCUGGGAAAAAACGACGAAACGCUGAAGGAGUAUCCGCGCAGGCAGUGAAUAUGAAAAAAAAACGAAACUCGCUGGACGGUGAUAUGAAUGCUGCGGCUUCGAUGCCACAAUUGAUUGUCACUUCACCGAGAGAUAGGAAAUCAAUUGAUAAACAUUCAGCGCAAAAAUCAUCUAAAGUACGUAAAUAUUUGUCUCAUGGUACGAGCGUGGGAAGUCACAAUAACCAGAAACAUGAAAAGUCUAAGAAAUUAGGAAUAAGUCUCGAUCGUUUUGUGUCGCGGAGUAAGCAAAAAAUUAACGAGCUCGAAGUAACAAAAGAAGAAAAAAGUCCUGGUAGUUCUCCAAUUGAACGACGUUGGAGUGCUUCCAGUGAGGCCUCUUCAAAGAAAAGUAUGAAAAAACGUCGAUUACAAAAUUGGAGUGCUUCGUCGUUAAUGACUUCUCCUUCAGUAGCAAAAAGACAAAAUGAACGUAUUGCAAGAGCUACAAUUACCUCCGAUCAAUAUGAAGAUGUAUUUAGAGACGCAGAUGUUAAUUUAUCUGACGAAAAUGGAGAACGUGAUGACAUUGAUCCAACAUGUCAACGACGUAGAUCUCAACGUUUAUUAAAUUUAAAUAAAAGUAAUGAAUUAUCUGCAUUUAAUUAUUGCGAAGAUAAAUCAUCUGGUGAAUUAGUAACGUACAGUAAAGAUGAAUCGUCUGAAGAAUAUGUUAAAAUACCUAAAAGAGAGUAUGAAGAGAUUAAAAAUCGAGUAUCAGCAAUUGAAUCACGUAUUUCACAAGAGUUUGGUAUUGAUGGUAUUGAUCACGGUGGUAAUAAAAGAUUAUCGACAAAUUCUGUAACAGAUGUGCAGAAUGAGUAUGAAAAAACACUUGAAGAAGCUAGUAUUGAAAGUAUCGUAUCAGCUGAUCAUUUAGCCAGACGUUUGUCUAAAGAAUUAAAAAUACGUAGAAGUGCCGAGCAUAAAGUUAUAAGAUCACCGAGUGCUCGGAGAAUCAGUAGCUUACGAAGACGUUCCCAAGAAAAACCAAUUACCGGACGUAGACGACUGAGUCAUAAUUCAUCAUCUUGGCAGGUUUCGGAAAAAAUGCAAACAAAAAAGUUAACUACUGAAACAUCUGAGAAUGACAAUGAUGAUGUCACUUCAUUCUGCAGUGAUGAAACAAAUGCACGUUUGAUGUAUCUGCAAAAACAAUUAAGUACACUGAUUAGCCAUACAGCUGAACAUACUGGUUCUAUUCUCAGUGAUGAUGAAGCAUCAUUAAAUAUUAUGAAUAUGCCUAAAUCAUCAAUAGCUAAUGUACGCCGAGCGUCUUCAUUUCAUGGUAAUGAACUUAUUAAUGAGAACAUUCAAUUAAAUAGUCGGAUUGAUAAACUAAAAAAGACAAGUAGUCAACGUAAUAUUACACGCGAUGAAGAACAAAGUAAGUACUGCAGUGAUUCACGUAUGUUUGAAAUAGUCACAGAGAAAAAAAUAUCAUGGAAAAAUGCAAGUGUAUAUUUCGAAUGCGAAACUCCAGCGAGAACAACUGCACCGGCUGUUCAAACAGCACGAGCUUCAAUAGCCAAACUGCGUACUCAGAAUGCAGGAAUGGUGUUGGCUAAAGCUAGACUAUUUGAUCUCAAUGAGAACAAAAGUACUCAAGAAUCUUUAAUAGAACGACAGAGGAGGAAUAUUAAUGGACAGCGUGAACUAAAAGAUAAUAAUAAAUCAGUGCCAGUAGAAAAUAUUCGUAAAAAAAAAUGCAAGAGUCCAAAGAGUAAUGGAACACGACCAAAAUUAUCAAAAUCUCCAAGUGAAAUAAUGAUUACUCCAAACAGUAGUCGUCAGUCAUUAGAUAAACGUUCAAUUCGCCGUCACAGUUUAUUGUCGAACCAAGAAAACAAACAGACAGUUCAAGUUGACGAACAAUUUUUAUCCCCAAGUACAAGGAGAGAAAGUAAUCGUGGUUUAAAUUCAGCAAGUCGAUACAACACUACGUCUAUGAAUACAGCGAGUGUAAAGACCGAACACGAUUUAGUUAAUCGCGCUGGUGAGUUUGUAGAUGUGAGUACUAUAAAUACCCCUCAUAUAAAAAAACCACUUUCAACAAAAACACCAAAAAGCGCACGGUCCCUGGUACGAAGACCGGCUAUCGAUUCUCGAAGGACGCCGCUGAAAGCCGUGCCACCGUCUUCUGGAACGCCAAAACGUCAGAGCCCGCGAUAUACUUUAAAGACACGACAAUUAUCUCGACAUGCCAAUUAAUAAAUUAUACCUUUCGACAUUACAAUAUUAUAUUUUUACCAGUUUUAUAAUUAAUUAAUUAAAUAGAUUGAUCUCAUGAAUGAUCACCUUAAUUAUUUAUAUUGAUAAAUGAAUGAAUUUUUUUUAUAUAUAUUAUUAUAAAUUAUUAAAAAUAUUAGUAAUAAAAAUAAUUUUACAAACAAACAAAUUUAUUACUAGUAAUAAGUAUAUGUUUUUAAUUGUUAUAGCAGUUUAUUUUCAUUUUUUUUUUAAAUUUUCAAAGUACAUAGGCAUUUUGUAUUUCAUUCUUUAUUUAUUUAUUA